This is a messenger RNA of Rubroshorea leprosula, 1263 nucleotides long. The record is from the annotation of a GenBank genome assembly. NCBI's taxonomy places the organism in Eukaryota, Viridiplantae, Streptophyta, Magnoliopsida, Malvales, Dipterocarpaceae.
AUCUUUAUGUGAGUUUAAAUAGAUAAAAAUGCAUUAUAUUCUACAAAAUUUCCUAGUUUAGGUAGAAAAUUAAAUUUGGCUUCUCAUUUCAUUUUUUCCAUGGAAGAGAAUAACCUCUUCAAUAUUCUUGAUGCUCAAGUUAAGGAUAGUUCUGCACAUGAAGAAAUUAUAAAGGUUGCUAAACUUGCAUAUAGAUGCUUAAGCUUGAGUGGUAGUAGGCGGCCAAGGAUGAUAGAAAUUGCUAUGGAGUUGGAGCAGAUUCGAUUUUUGCAAAACAAUUCAAAUGGUCAACAAAAUCAUGAAGAGACUAGUUGCGUGUCGACACCACACCCGUGUCAGGCUUCUGUUCUUUUUGCAAUUUCUUCAAUGGUCCUCAUGGACCACACUGAUCAGAAUCUUGAAGCAGUUCCACAGUCAACUAUUACACCAAAUUGGACAAUCAAUGUUUCUGAUAUUUUGAGGCAGUAUUUCAUUGGUAGAAGUUCUUUACAAGUUUUAAUUAACUGGCCUCCAUCAUCUGCUCUUAUGCUCCCUACAGAAGUGCAAAGGGAGACUGAGAACACUCAGCUUGCUUUUGUUACUUUCAAGGAUUCACAAGGAGCAGAUACAGCAUCGCUUCUUACGGAGACAAAGCUAGCUGAAACUGAUUCUACUGUUAAGAAGGCUGAAGAUAUGGUCAGCACAAUGCUAGCAAAGGGCUUCGUCUUGGGAAAGGAUGCUAUCAACAAGGCAAAGGUUUUUGACGAGCAGCACCAAUUGACCUCAAAUGCAUCUGCCACAGUAGCUUCCAUUGAUCGUAAAAUGGGUCUGAGUGAAAAGCUAAGCAUCGGGACAGCUGAGGUAAAUGACAAGUUGAAAGAGAUGGAUGAACGAUUCCAAGUAUCUGAAAAAACGAAGUCUGCCUUUGCCGUUGCCGAGCAGAAGGCAACAGAAGAUGUUAGUGUGAUGACCAAGGAGAAGGUUGAAAAGGCUGAGGAGGAAAAGCAGGAAAAUCUUUACAGGGAAAGAACAGCGAUUAUAAAGGACUUUGCGCAUAUCCAUCUCGAUGAAUCUUCAUCGACAGAACCUGCUAUUGUUCCUGUUGAUUCAGCUGACACCAAGAUUGUUAUGCAUUAAUUAAUGGCUUUUGCUUUCACUCUUUCAUUUUAUUUUAUUCUUUAAUUAUGGGAUGCGGGAUUUACACUAAAAUGUAAUUAAGAUUGAUUAAUGGCUCUUUUUUUUCCUUUUUACUGUAGUCUGUGUGAAUAAAUAGUUUUUAUUUUU